AUGGCCGGCGCUUCUAACCUUUCCUUCAUCCUCAACAAGCCCAACGACGUCAGCUUCGAGGAGCGACCGCUCCCGCAGCUCAAGUCCCCGCACGAUGUCCUCGUAGCAGUCAACUACACGGGCAUCUGUGGCUCCGACGUGCACUACUGGCUGCACGGCGCCAUCGGGCACUUUGUGGUUAAGGACCCGAUGGUGCUGGGCCACGAGUCGGCCGGCACCGUGGUUGAGGUCGGGUCCGCCGUCAAGACGCUCAAGAAGGGCGACCGCAUCGCCCUCGAGCCGGGCUACCCCUGCCGGCGGUGCGGCGACUGCCUCUCGGGCAAGUACAACCUGUGCCACGAGAUGGUCUUCGCCGCCACCCCGCCUUACGACGGCACGCUCACGGGCUUCUGGGUGGCGCCCUUCGACUUUUGCUACAAGCUGCCCGACAACGUGUCGCUGCAGGAGGGCGCGCUGAUCGAGCCGCUCGCCGUGGCCGUGCACAUUGUCAAGCAGGCGCGCGUGCAGCCGGGCCAGAGCGUCGUCGUCAUGGGCGCGGGCCCCGUGGGCCUGCUGUGCGCCGCCGUGGCCGCGUCGUUUGGCGCCACCAAGGUGGUCUCGGUCGACAUUGUGCAGAGCAAGCUCGACUUUGCGCGGUCUUUCGCCGCGACGCACACGUACCUCUCACAGCGCGUCUCGGCCGAGGAGAACGCCCGCAACCUGAUCCGCGAGGCCGACCUCGGCGCGGGCGCCGACGUCGUCAUUGACGCCUCGGGCGCCGAGCCGUCCAUCCAGACGUCGCUGCACGUCGUCCGCAUGGGCGGCACCUACGUCCAGGGCGGCAUGGGCAAGGCCGACAUCAACUUCCCCAUCAUGGCGCUCUGCCUCAAGGAGGUGACGGCGAGGGGCUCGUUCCGCUACGGGAGCGGCGACUACAAGCUGGCCAUUGAGCUGGUGGCUUCGGGCAAGGUGGACGUGAAGAAGCUUAUUAACGGCGUCGUCGCCUUCAAGGAUGCCGAAGAGGCCUUCAAGAAGGUCAAGGAGGGCCAAGUCAUCAAGAUCCUCAUCGCCGGGCCGAACGAGAAGGUCGAGAGCGGGCUUGACACGAGUGUGGAUGAGGCCAAGUUGAAGGAGGCUGCUGCUAGCGGUGCUAGUGGUGGUUGCUGCUAG
This is a messenger RNA of Canariomyces notabilis, 1149 nucleotides long. RefSeq names its product GroES-like protein. Bases 1 to 1149 code for a protein of 382 amino acids. Gene Ontology annotation, biological process: D-sorbitol catabolic process. The record is from RefSeq and is a predicted model, not a curated record. The transcript has 2 exons. Gene Ontology annotation, molecular function: L-iditol 2-dehydrogenase (NAD+) activity; zinc ion binding. Lineage: Eukaryota; Fungi; Ascomycota; Sordariomycetes; Sordariales; Chaetomiaceae.